Messenger RNA from Anastrepha obliqua, 730 nucleotides. RefSeq names its product nucleoplasmin-like protein. Bases 160 to 624 code for a protein of 154 amino acids. Lineage: Eukaryota; Metazoa; Arthropoda; Insecta; Diptera; Tephritidae. Gene Ontology annotation, molecular function: RNA binding; histone binding; chromatin binding. Gene Ontology annotation, cellular component: nucleolus; cytoplasm; nucleoplasm. The transcript is spliced from 3 exons. Gene Ontology annotation, biological process: chromatin remodeling. The record is from RefSeq and is a predicted model, not a curated record.
CAUUUUCUUUUCGUCGUCUGACCGGCUUGAUUUUUGGUUAAACACUUCCUUUUUGCUCGCUCAUUCGUUCGAUUUACACAACCGCCGUUCGGGGUUUCUCUGCAAAUUCUAGACGUGAAUUUUUCAACUAAAAAAUCAAAAGUUAUCUAAGCAAUCACAAUGUCCGACGAAUCGUUUUAUGGCGUUACACUUACUGGACAGGACAGCACGGUGUCAUGGGAUGUGCUUUCCAACGAUGAGGACUUCCCCCGCGGCCAAAGGCUCAUUAUCAAACAGAUCCUCUUGGGCGCUGAAGCGAAAGAGGACGAAUUUAAUGUUGUACAGGUGUACACAGUUAAGGACGCACUCCAGAUUCCUAUCGCCGUGCUAAAGGCUGGUGAAACACGCGCCGUAAAUCCUGAUGUGGAAUUUUUCGAAACAUCUGUGACAUUUAAGUUGAUCAAGGGCAAUGGACCUGUUUACAUAAUGGGCCAGAAUAUCAAGGACGACGUUGUCGACAUCGAAGAUGAAGAGACCGAUGAGGAGACUGGCGAGGAAGAGGAGGAAGAGGCUCAACCACAAAAGAAGAAGCAGAAAGUGGAAAAUAAUUCAGAUGGCAAAAAUGCUAAAAAUAAGAAGAAAUAAACGAGUUUUUAGCAGUCAGAAAACAUAAAUCCUAUACAUUCUUCAAAUUUAUAAUUCACUUUAAGCUAAAAAAACGAUGAAAAAAAAGAGUUAGAGUUCAGUUGAA